AUGGAGAAUUCCAGCAAGGUAGAGCACCUUAUUAAGCGGUAUGGGACACGCGAAGAGCUAGCUAAGCAUGGAGUGUGGCGUGGAGAGCUAUAUCGUGCCGAAGAGUCUAGUUUUAUGGAUAGAGGGUGGUGUUGGAAGACGUUAUUACUGGGUGAUGGAGACGAACCAUUGGUUACAGAUUUGGCAAUAGUGCCCGAAAACUCGCUCGCUUCGAGUCCAGUGCAUUCUGCUACUCGCCAGUAUGGUAUAAGGAACCUUACCUCGGAACGAGCGAGCACGCAUCCGCUAAUGACUAUCGAUGAUGCGGCGCAUACAAUUUCAAAAGACGGUGAUGACGAUCGGUUGAAAGAAAAAGUGUCUGUCCAAGAAACACUGGAUAUCAUUGAACUCGAUGUUUCGCGGCUUUUGCUUGACCCAAUCUUCGAAUCUGCCGAAUGCAAGAAGGAAAUGGUGGAGAUCUUGUAUAACUACGUUCUCUACAAUCAGACUAGCUACAAGCAAGGGUACCACGAGCUUUGUGGCGCGGUGUACAUGCAAAUGUUUCGCGAAGUACCCGACACGCGCAAACUCAACACUUUGAACAUCUUCAAUAAACUCAUGAAGCGGGCUCGCUCGGUGUUUUACGAAGAAGCCGCUUUACUACAAUUUGCAGAAUUCAAGUUUGACCGAAUCUUUAGAAUUACGGUACCUAAAUUGCACCAUUUGCUCACAAAACAUCACGGUUUAGACAACGCUGUAUGGCUUAUACGUUGGACUAGACUUUUAUUUCUUAGAGAAUUUGAUUUGAACUACGUUUUACGGAUAUGGGAUCAUUUACUGACGUUCAUGAUCCCAUUAGAGGAUCUCGUAGCGUGUUGCAUUGUUGUGUUGUUGAUAGCCAUUACGCGAGACCUUUAUGCUUGUGAAGAUCAGGGUGAAGUUAUUGGACUAUUGCUCCAUUACCCAAGUCACAGGUUAAUAGAUUGUGUGGAGCUGAUGAAACAGAGUGCAAGUCUUUACGAGUUAUAUGUUACUAAACAAUUCUCAGAUAUGGAGGGAUUGGGCGAGAAUUUAUGCAAAGUACACAACCGCCAAUGGUACGACAAACAAACACAGGUGGUUGAUCAUAAUCGUCUAAGAUUGGAAGAAAGAUUGAAAAGAAGGGUGGGGCUACGGCUAAACAAAAACUAG
Lachancea nothofagi CBS 11611 is the source of this 1170-nucleotide messenger RNA. The record is from the annotation of a GenBank genome assembly. NCBI's taxonomy places the organism in Eukaryota, Fungi, Ascomycota, Saccharomycetes, Saccharomycetales, Saccharomycetaceae.